Molecule: messenger RNA, 1920 nt
Organism: Lotus japonicus
Lineage: Eukaryota; Viridiplantae; Streptophyta; Magnoliopsida; Fabales; Fabaceae
Product: putative zinc finger protein At1g68190
Exons: 5
Coding region: 336-1616 (426 amino acids)
Molecular function (GO): zinc ion binding
Source: RefSeq, a predicted model, not a curated record
GUCUUAGGAUCAACGCAUGACUCAUGCCUCAGAAUCAAUCAAGUGUGCCAAAACAAAAACAGAGUUACCAAUUCUCUUUUUCUAUCUCUUUUUUCUUGUUGCUGAUUUUAUUGGGAAACAAUCACAUUCACAGCUUUACAUUCUAUUGGCUUCACAUGGAUGUCUACACAGGACAACUUCAGAUAUAACAAUGAGUUGCAAGAAAAGGACUCUGAACUGGUUAAUCUUCCAGCUGAGCUGAUAUCUGGAUUCUUCUUUAUCCAAAUUGCUACCUAUGUUCUAUGAGAUUUUAAUAUUUCAGGGCUUUUUUAUGUUUGAAAUUGAAAACUAAGGAAAUGGAAAAGGUUUGUGAAUUCUGCUCAGCUUUGAGGCCCCUUGUUUACUGUAAGUCUGAUGAAGCAUAUCUUUGUCUGUCCUGCGAUGCGAAGGUCCAUUUGGCAAAUGCAUUGUCCGGCCGACACCUCCGGACCCUUGUGUGUAACUCGUGCAGAUACCAUCUUGCUUAUGUUCGGUGCUUGGAGCACAAAAUGUUAAUCUGUCGAGACUGUGAUCAAAAGAUGCAUGAUGUUUCUUUACCGCAUCAUAGGCGACCUAUCAGAUCUUUUAUGGGUUUCCCUUCUGCCAGAGACUUUGCAGCACUCUGGGGUUUUGAAUUGAAUGAGAUUGAAAACAGUGCCAAUCAGGACCAGUUUGCAUCUAGUUCUUCUGUUUCUGCACAUUUGAAUGUUGUACAAGUUUCAGGAAAGCCUGACAUUCGAACAAGGGGGGGCUUAAGCAGUCAACAUGACAAGGUAUUGUACUGUGAUCAAGAGCGACGAGCUAUUUUGCAGCAGAUUGUUGAUUUAAAACGGUUUCAGCUAAAUGAGGAGAGUGGCCAUUCUGCAAAGAUAAAUGGGUUAAGAGAAAAAGACUUGUCUCCUUCCGUAUAUCAUACUCAAAAGAAAUUAGAUGACAAGUUCAAUCAGCAAGCACAAAAUUCCCAGGAUCUUGCUACUAAUCUUCUUCGAACAGGCAGUUCCCAUGCAGAGAUGAAUCCUGAAACUUUCUCUUCUACGUUUUCUGAACUUGAUAGUUUGUCUUCAUCUUCAGUUAUAGAGCUUCCCUUGCAUGGAGAGUUGUUUUGGACAUCGAGAAUUCCACUUCAAAAUAAUCAGUUGUGGUCUCAAAAUAUUCAAGACCUUGGGAUAUGUGAAGAACUUGUUUGUCAGGAUGAUUUUAACAUACCUGAUGUUGACUUAACCUUCCAAAACUUUGAGGAACUAUUUGGAGGAGAUCAAGACCCAAUUAGAGUAAUGCAUGGUGAUGAAGAUGUCUCCUUCUCUUCUUUAGAGAAGGAUAUGUCAGUCGAUAAGUCAGAUAUCUUCAAUACAAGUGCAAUGGAGGACUCUUCGGCAGCUGCAUCCGUUACUAUUUCGCACUCUGAUCAUGAGAACAAGGAUAUGAAUCCUCUCAACCAGUACAAUCUAAGAAGCAGGGAUCAUGCACAUACAAUUCGGCCUUUUCAGUCAACUAUAUCACUCUCCGAUUUGAGAUUCAGUGCUGAAAGUAAUCACAGUGAUCGCAAUGACAGCGCCCUUUCUCCCUACAGUGAAGGGAAAGACUAUUUUGGAAAUUAAGUUGAAUUGAGGAUUGCACAUGUGGAGGCUAAACUCUAAAGGACAUGUCACUGUGAAGUAUAAAGAGAAAAAGUCUCAAUUGUGGGUUCUUAGUGCCUUGUGCGUCAAUGCAACCUUGUUCUUUAGCUGAGCAUUUUUUAUGUGCUGUCCAUUCAUGACCUACCUCUACCUGUUAGGAUUUCUUGACUCACUAAUUUGGUUCAAUCUCCAUCACAAAUAUUGUUGUUGGUGUUGACUGUUGAUCACAGUGAUGCAUUUUAUCCAUAGAAAUGUUAAUUAUUAAAUAGAUUAUGUAUUUUCACAA